Molecule: messenger RNA, 1553 nt
Organism: Salvelinus sp. IW2-2015
Lineage: Eukaryota; Metazoa; Chordata; Actinopteri; Salmoniformes; Salmonidae
Product: small integral membrane protein 28
Source: RefSeq, a predicted model, not a curated record
UGGAUCGCUACCGACCGAAUCUCCCUCUCUCUCUCUCUCUCUCGCGCGCGCUCUCUUAGUAGUCAGACGUGUUUGUCUUGAGUUCUGCUACUCAGUUUGGYCCUUGUUUGCCUACCACGACACCACGGCAGCAUGAGAACGCUACUGGACAGCAGCUGGAUAAAGUUUGGGCCAGCCGGCAGAGGGUCCAUCGAUUGGGUGACUGGGUCACCUUCUCCCCCCAUGGUGGAGAGACAGUUACAGGGCUACAACUGGAAUGAUCUGAACCUCAACCAGGAAGGGAGGUCAGAGCUGCUCCUCUACGUGGUCCUCCCCGUCACCUCCCUCCUCAUGCUGGGCCUCCUGGUACUCCUGGCCUACUGGAGGUGCUCCUCUCGAAAGCUCAGCCUGGCCCAAAUCAUCACCCUGGACCUCCAGGACCCCGAGAGCAGCGUUGAGUUCCUCUCCUCGCUCACCAGCCACGGCGAACGCCGCACCAGCACCAGCUCUGACAUGUCGGACAGUGUGUUCGUCAUGGUCUACCUGCCGCCGCCCUACGAGGAGACGMUGACCAAGAUCACGCGUGCYRCCAGUCUGACCAGCCGGAAAGAGUCCAUGAAGAUAGAGGACCUGGAGGCCCGCCUGUGUCCGGAGAUCAAGUCCAGUGGACGCUACGUGUGACUGGGGAACACUGGGAGUGUUUCUCAAAUGGCACCCUAUUCCCUAUAUAGCCCACAUAGGGCUCUGGUUAAAAGUAGUGCACUAUGUAGGGAGUAGGGUAUAUGGUAUAAUUUCUGACUAGAACUAAGAGAUUGCUUUUGAAGGGACUCAAUAUAGCAAGCUCUUUAGAAUAAGGGGAUUUCAAUGGACUAUGUAAAAACAUCAGACCUGARUUCAUCUUUUGUGGGUACCAGCUUUCUACACAGAGGAGUGAGCAAUUGCAUAAAAGCUGGAAAUUGCAUUGACUGGCUGUACAGGAUACAGUACAUCUAGAUUCUCUAGAGAGGACAUAUGCUGACUAUGUACAAACCGUAGGUUACAGUAGGCAAAUAAAACUCCUUCAACAAUACAAAAAAUAAAAUGCAAUUAAUUUGCGUUGUUUUUAUCUCCUAAAUGAAACACGUGAUCCCCAUUUUUACUUCCACACAUUGUAUGAGCCAUACCAUGCUUUCAACCCWCCUGUAUCUGUGUUGUUUUAGUUUGGUCCCUAUUUGGAGACUUAAGAAUGUCAAUGUGCAAAGUGCAAGAAUGUUACAGAAGUCUUAUAUGUAAUACUGUGUGUCAUUUGAAUUUUAUUUGAAUUGUAUUUAUAUGUAAGAAGGUACAAAGACCUAGCCUGGGCACCAUGUCUUUGACAGGAGUGACAAGGAGUGGAAUGUUAGCAAGACUGGUACCCGGACUUACAAAGACCUUCUCCAGGUUAAUAAUUCCCUUCAUUACUUGGAAUCACAUCAUGAAUGUACUCCUAAAAACCUCAGACCUGAUACGUUUGAUAGACUACAUAACAKAUAUGCAUUCUAAUUUACAAGUAAUAUGUUUGUACAAAGUGUUAUAUUGUUUUUAAAUAAAGAAUA